AUGCAGGAUGAUCUAUUCAAGGGACUUAACUGCACUGAGCAGAGCAUGGAAAUAAAUCCCAGAACGCAGACAGUAUCCGCGUGUGCGCCACAGGAUGGCUGUCUUCUGAAUAUUUUGGAGGAUUUAAACUUCUAUCGAGGCGCUUUGCAGUCCCAUCCUGAUUAUAACGCAGUUCUUGGUCCAACUGUGUUGAAGAAUAUUGACACUUUCAUGCAGGUUUCGGCGCAUCCUGAAAACAAGUUUGAGGAGAGGCUGCGCCUUUGUAAAACACUCUGGGGAUUCCGCGCGCGCAUCAUCACCAUAAACAGAAGCCUCCGAUAUAUAUUCUGUGCCAAAAAUGACUUUUAA
Engraulis encrasicolus (European anchovy) is the source of this 348-nucleotide messenger RNA. RefSeq lists its product as uncharacterized. NCBI's taxonomy places the organism in Eukaryota, Metazoa, Chordata, Actinopteri, Clupeiformes, Engraulidae. The coding region runs from base 1 to 348 and encodes 115 amino acids. The record is from RefSeq and is a predicted model, not a curated record. The transcript is spliced from 4 exons.